Molecule: messenger RNA, 483 nt
Organism: Sphaeroforma arctica JP610
Lineage: Eukaryota; Ichthyosporea; Ichthyophonida
Exons: 2
Biological process (GO): DNA replication
Cellular component (GO): nucleus; nuclear origin of replication recognition complex
Molecular function (GO): DNA replication origin binding
Source: RefSeq, a predicted model, not a curated record
AUGCCAAGACCGACACAAACUGCAUCAGUACCGAACAUUUCUUACGUACCAAUUACUAUACAUCCGAUACACAGGUCCUUCAAACCCAUCACACACCAAGAAGUGAAUCGGAUCGUGCUCAAAGAACGCAAGCACAAAGACGAGAUUGAACGGCUUACGCAACGUGCUAGCAGCAUGUUCAAUGCCUGGACGAUGGCAAUGGUCAACCAGAGCAGCGUGCUGGUGUGUGGCCUGGGCUCGAAGAGAGACCUACUAGUGCGGUAUUCGCAGCAGGAGUUGGCCAAGUACAAGAUGGUGUAUGUGCUGGGCUAUCAUCCGGAUAUCACCGUAGGCAAGAUUCUCAACCAAGUGCUGACGGAGAUGUUUGGAUACACCGAAGUGUCGCGACAACCGGCUGACCAACUGGCGCUGAUUAAACGCCACUUCAGGCAAGAGUCGGCGACUCUAAUGGCGACACAGUACAACGUUCCCAAGGGACACAAG